Messenger RNA from Lasiodiplodia theobromae, 1074 nucleotides. RefSeq lists its product as uncharacterized. The transcript has a single exon. Bases 1 to 1074 code for a protein of 357 amino acids. The record is from RefSeq and is a predicted model, not a curated record. Lineage: Eukaryota; Fungi; Ascomycota; Dothideomycetes; Botryosphaeriales; Botryosphaeriaceae.
AUGAAUCCCUUCCGCAUCCUCCAAUCCUUGCUCAACCGCCUCCUGCCCUUCACCAGGCCCGGCACGCCGCUCCUUCAGGAUCUCGUCCACACCGUCGCGCUCUGCGCCUUUCUCUACUUCGCGCCCGUCAUCUUCGAGAACAGAUCGCUCGGCUCCCAGCAGCAGCGACCCCUUGCCGACGACGCCACCGCCACCGACAAUGGCCAGCAUGAGGACAACCAGCACAUCCGCCCCGCUGCCGAUCGCAAUGCUGCCGCACCCGCCCUCCCCAACGAUGGCGCAGAACAAUUCGAGGAUGGAGACUUCAUCGACGACGAUGACGACGCAGAGCUAGCCGCCGAAGAAGAAGAAGCCUUCGCCGCCAUCGAAGCCGCCCGCGCUGUAGGCGACGCUCCCCCACAACCGGGCGCCGACCCAGCAGCCGCUGCCGCCGCUGCACAACACCGCCGCGCAGCCGCAGCCGCGACACGCCAAGUCGGCGCGAAGAAGGCGCGCUCGCUGGCGCGGCGCGACCAGCGGCGGGCGUACCACGAGUUCGUGCGCACGCAGGCGGAGGCGCAGCGGGCGCGCGAGCGCGAGGGUGCCGAGGAGCGCGAAGCUGAGCUAUUCGAGGAGAAGCGGCGACGCGCGGUGGCGGAGGCGGCGGUGGAGGAGCGCGCGCGGCGGGAGCGCGAGGAGCGGCGGGAGAGGGAAAGGCGCGCGCGCGAGGAGGAGGGGAGGGUGCAGCGGGAGGCGUUGAAGGUGGUGCGGGAGGGACUGGAGGGGAGGGGCGCGGUGGGGGUGGAGGAGGUGUUGAGGAGGGUGGGGAGGAGGGCGGGCGGAGAGGGGGAGGAUGGGGAUGGCGGGAGGGAGUGGUUGGAGAGGCUGUUGAGGGCGGAUGGGGUUGUGGGGAGGGGGAGGGGAGCGGAUGGCUGCGUUAGGCUGGUCACGGCGGGUGGGUGGGUGGUUAGGGUGCGGGAGAGCGAUAUGCAGGAUGCGUGGAGGAGGGCGGCGGCGCAGGUUAAGAGCGAUGCUAAGAUCACGUUUGCGGAUCUGGGCGAGGCGCUGGAGGAGCUCUUGCGCAAUAGGGCGUGA